Messenger RNA from Sphenostylis stenocarpa, 1065 nucleotides. Lineage: Eukaryota; Viridiplantae; Streptophyta; Magnoliopsida; Fabales; Fabaceae. The record is from the annotation of a GenBank genome assembly.
AUGGAAGAGGAAGGCACGGAUUUGCGAAAGCAAGCGAGGCUCGCCAUCAUGGAACUCGCCAACAUGAUAAGCGUUCCGAUGGCCCUAAACGCCGUCGUUCGCCUCAACGUCGCCGACGCCAUCUGGAACGCCGGCGCCAACGCACCACUCUCAGCCGCCCAGAUCCUCCCCCGCCUCCUCCCGGCCGGCGUUGGCGACGCCGAGAACCUCCAGCGCCUCCUCCGCAUCCUCACCAGCUACGGCGUCUUCCGCGAGCACCUCGCCGACGGCGAACGCAAGUACUCCCUCACCGACGUCGGCAAAACGCUCGUCACCGAUGAGCAAGGUCUCUCCUACGGGGCUUACGUGCUCCAACACCACCAGGAUGCGUUGAUGAGGGCGUGGCAGUUGGUGCACGAGGCAGUGGUAGACCCUACGAAGGAGCCCUUCGAGAGGGCGAACGGAGAGGGAGCGUACGGGUACUACCUGAAGCAACCAGAGAUGAACGAGCUAAUGUUGAGGGCCAUGGCAGGGGUGUCAGUGCCCUUCAUGACGGCCAUGUUGGAGGGCUACGAUGGCUUCCAGGGUGUGGAGAGGCUCGUCGACGUCGGCGGUAGUGGCGGUGACUGCCUCCGCAUGAUCUUGCACAAACACCCCACCAUCAAAGAAGGGAUCAACUUCGACCUCCCCGAAGUUGUUGCCAAAGCACCACCAACUCGAUGUGUCAGCCAUGUGGGUGGUGACAUGUUCAAAUCUAUUCCCCAAGGAGAUGCUAUCUUUAUGAAGUGGGUGCUAACAACAUGGACGGACGAGGAAAUAAAGCAGAUAAUGCAGAACUGUCACAAGGCACUUCCUGAGGGAGGGAAACUAAUAGCUUGUGAGCCAGUGCUGCCAGAGCACUCAGAUGAGACUCACAGAACAAGGGCGUUGCUUGAGGGUGACAUUUUUGUGAUGACAAUCUACAGAGCCAAGGGGAAGCACAGGACUGAAGAACAGUUCAGACAGUUAGCCGUUGAUGCAGGUUUCCCACGUUUCAGAGCCUUCCAUGUUGACCAUUUCUACACUAUCCUUGAGUUUCAGAAAUGA